AUGAAUGCUCCAGGCGAGAUUGAAAUCAUUGAAGAUCUUGGGAAUGAGAAUGAAAGCCUACGGAAAGACUUAGCUGAGGUGGAGAAGCAAAGAGAUCGGUUUAUGGAGGAGAUGAUAAGAUGUCGCGAGAAGGCAGCUCGUCUCGAAUCGGACAACGAGAGACUGAAAGUCACCAAUUUCAAUCUAGAACGGUUACUGAGGACCGCUCGACAAGAGAAGGCCAAACUCGCUCGCCCAACCACUACUUCCGACGAAAACAAUGCACUGUCGACGAGCGCAUCAGCCACAGCGGAUUCAGGUGUGAACAAAGACCAAUUCUUCGCCUCGGUUCCAAAGCAGCAAUCACCGCAUGACCCUCAUCAAGUCAAGCAAGAAGAAGUCAUCGACUUGACGCUGGAUGACGAUGCUUCAGACCAGCAGAGCAGUGAGGUACGAAAAAGACCGCAGGCACAUAGCGGGCAACAUGUUGUCCUGGGCACAUCCUCAGCUGACUUCCGCGCUGUCUUGGUAAACGAUGCACCCUCUGUAUCAACCGUAUCGACGUUGGGCGUUCAACGCAGCUCUUCGCCGGCGUCAGUACCGGCCAAGUCUCCUGAGGAGACGAGUAAACUCAUGAACAUACCAACUCAAUCGACGAGACUUCUCGAUGCCGUUCCGCCUGCUCCUACGUCUUCUGUCACGAGUACGGCGACUUUGGUACCGGACAGUCAACGGGCUGCAGAACGAGUCAAGGUGGAAGACGCGGGCUCGGAGGUAGUGGUGGACAGCAUCGUCGCCUAUCCUCCCGUGUUGGACUUUGCAGCCAACCAGACUGCGCAGACACCUACUGAAUUGGUGUCACUUUCAAGAUCCAGUGGGGUGGAGUCUCCCACGCUGACCAAUUCUAAAGUGCCUGAUAAAACUGCAGAUAGCAUGGAAGUGUUGUCGAACGGCAGAAACAGAGCCAGUAAACGACCCAGAGGUGGUUCAAAAAGUCCUGACUCACGCUUCGACCAUGGUUUUGCACCUUCGCUGCCGCGAGAUGCGGUUGCGCUUCAAAGUGAGCCGCCAGAGAGGAAAGGGACGCCUGAGCCUCCGGAUCUGCGGAGUCAUAAGCCAGUCUCUGCGCUUGUGUGUCCUACGACACUGGCUUCGAGCGACGGUGCUCCCGCGGCCAAAAGAGUCAAGGUAGAGGAAGAUAUACAACAUGCAGGCACCGUCAUGUCUUCUGCCAGGCAAAGCAUAGCGGUGAAGAAUAGUAAACAUUCAGCACCUUUGAUGACCCCGAAGGCAGCCACCGUGCACAAGCUUGCUUCAAGCGUUUUGCCAUGCGAUACAGCUCGACUUGCUCCCGAAGCUGCAGGGCCAACUGCGAAAGCCGACCCUUCUGAAGGGAAGAAAUCCAAAGCUGAGGGGGACUCGCGCCCAGAACACCCAACAACAGGAUCUACGUGCUCUUCUUCAAGUAUCCAAUCAUCGCAAUUCCAGUCAUCCGAGGCGAAUGUUGAAGACGCUUCCAUUGCUUACAUGGAGAAGUAUUUGCGGGACGUUAAGACCCUACACGUAAAUCACCGCAAAGCCGACACCGUCUUUGCACUUGCAAAGUUUUCCAAUUUGUGUCCACAUGAAAGCAAGGAAUCCCUACGAACGAUCUAUCCAUGGAAGGACGAACUGCCUCAGACCAAGAGCCGAGGCCGGCUUGCUUCCUGGGAUGCUCUGUUCCUGAAAGCUGAUGACAAUCCCGCGAUGCCCAGGAAACCUGGGAAGCCUGGUCUAUUCUUAUCCCUGCGUCGAGACUUAAAGGAAAACUACGUCUACCCUACAUUCUGCCCCGUGAGUGGACGCAGCAUCCGCAGAUAUCUGGGAGACUAUGUCUUGCGUCACGUUGGCCAGCUCACUCCCACCGAGUUCCGUAGUCUGCGCCCUAAAGUAAAAGAUACGUUCGCGAGGCGCUUUGCAAAGUCGGUCGCGUACCCGGAAUACGAACAUGCGCGGGAGCGUCUAAAAUCAAAACUGGGGUUUAUUAAACAAGACGUCGCCCUGAAAGCUUUUGAGACUAGUGAGGAGGUGAUUCAUGUCUUCGCGAUGGAAUGCCAAAGCUAUGAUGAAGAGUUCGCAACCUCCCUCGCGCCUUUACAAGAUCACCUCAGUGAUCCUGAGGUCAUGACGCAUCACACCAGUGGGCCGGUGGUUCCAACUGAAGGAGGUACACGAGUGGACAUGGCGAAGCGCUUGCAACCGUUCUUACGGAAUCUAUGCAGCGUCGUCGUGAGCGGCGAUAGCAAUGAUAUUUCGCACUCGGACCUCACCCACCUAUGCUUCUGUAAUAAGGACACAGAUAUUUUUACCUAUCGUCCCAAGGGUAAAGCGCUCCCGGGAAACAAGAAUAGAGAUCGCUCUCCAUGGCAGGCAUUAUGCUUGCAAGAUCGUUUCAAUCCAUGGAUGCCUGCUGAGCGAGGAAGUCCCGGUUGUGUACUCAGGCUUGAUCUAGCAUCGGUGCAGGAACAGUCGUACCCGGUGUUCCGCCGCGUCCGAGCAGGCCGUCCAAACAUGUACAGGUACAUGGGCGACUACGUUCUACGUCACGUCAGUGACCUUUCUCCGGCUGAAUUCUAUGGUCUACCGCAUUUCGUGAAAUCAAAGUUGGCGGACCAUCUAGAGAAGAAGAUGAAACGUGGAAUAUCCGAGCAGCAUUAUAGUGUGCGACUAACAACUGCUAUGGAAGCCCUCAGGACGAGAAAGCAGCUCAUCCAUAUUCUAACCAUGGAAUUGCACAAGUUUGAUGAAGAAUUCCAUCAAUCGCUUGUGUGGGAGGAUGGAAAGGAUGUCUCGAAUGACGGAAGUAGUCAAAGUGAUGACCAUGAUACGACUGACGACGAUGGCUCCGAAUAUGAGCCUGGUACUACAAGUUCAGAAGGGGACUUUGAUUAACAUGGCUGGUACCUCUUUGUCGAUGUGUCCUGAGCAGACUAAGUGCUAGAAGUGCUUAAUGAAUGCAAUAAUCCUGCAACUGCGGUCGUUGGUUGCCAGCGAUAAUAA
Gloeophyllum trabeum ATCC 11539 is the source of this 3018-nucleotide messenger RNA. RefSeq lists its product as uncharacterized. The transcript is spliced from 14 exons. The record is from RefSeq and is a predicted model, not a curated record. NCBI's taxonomy places the organism in Eukaryota, Fungi, Basidiomycota, Agaricomycetes, Gloeophyllales, Gloeophyllaceae. Bases 1 to 2910 code for a protein of 969 amino acids.